GCUGACGAGCUCCUCGCUGUCUCCUACAUCCUUUUUCCCGGGGCAUCCACUCACGCAACCACCCCACGACUGCGCGCGCAGCCACCCGCCUUGUUCGCACGCGCUGUACCACUGCAGGCAAGACACUUGACGUCGCCAUUCCGAGGACACAAGGCUGCUCCGGCAUCGACGACGAUUGCUCCUCGGCAACGACAAGGCCAAGCACAUCUGCUCCGCUCUGCGACGACCGGCAGUCCUCUGCGCAAGAUCCACUCCGGCCUUUCCGCUAGCCAGCCCAGCCCAGGCAGGUUGCUUGUGCGAGUGACGACAUUAGCUGCGAUCGCAAUAACCCCGACAACAACACAACUACUUCUCCCCCCAAACGCCGCAUCGGCGCCGCCGCUCAAGCCGAGCCAAGCACACCUCCCGCCCUAUCAUCAUGGGCAAAUCGCAGUCCAAGCUCUCUCAAGAGCAACUAUCAGAGCUCCAAAAGUCCACGCACUUUGACAAGAAGGAGUUGCAGCAGUGGUACAAGGGCUUCCUAAAGGACUGCCCGUCGGGUAUGCUCACCAAGGAGGAGUUCCAGAAGAUCUAUCGGCAAUUCUUCCCGUUUGGCGAUCCGUCGUCAUUCGCCGACUAUGUCUUCAAUGUUUUCGACUCGGAUAGAUCAGGCUCGAUCGAUUUCAAGGAGUUCAUCUGCGCGCUAAGCGUGACGAGCCGAGGCAAGAUGGAGGACAAGCUCGACUGGGCGUUCCAGCUGUAUGAUAUCGAUGGCGACGGCAAGAUCAGCUAUGAUGAGAUGCUCAAGAUUGUUGAGGCGAUCUACAAGAUGGUCGGUUCAAUGGUGAAGCUGCCAGAGGAUGAAGAUACCCCCGAGAAGCGUGUCAGGAAAAUCUUCCGCAUGAUGGACAAGGAUGAGAACGGCAGCCUUGAUAUCGAGGAGUUCAAGGAAGGCAGCAAGCGCGACGAGACUAUCGUGUCGGCAUUGUCACUGUACGAUGGACUGGUCUGAGCCAGGCGUCUGCGGUCGGUGAUCGGAAACCAGGAUUGGGAGUCAGAACAACUUAGGCAUGGACAGCGAGCGAAUGGAAGGAUACGAUGAAAUGGGACCGCUUCUUAUCAGCAGUCAUAUCAAGCAGAAAUUACAAUAUUUCCAUCUGA
Molecule: messenger RNA, 1140 nt
Organism: Microdochium trichocladiopsis
Lineage: Eukaryota; Fungi; Ascomycota; Sordariomycetes; Xylariales; Microdochiaceae
Exons: 4
Coding region: 419-991 (190 amino acids)
Cellular component (GO): cytosol; intracellular membrane-bounded organelle; membrane
Molecular function (GO): calcium ion binding
Source: RefSeq, a predicted model, not a curated record